UAAAUAUUAUGUGUGUGUGUACAGAAAAAAGCGCAAUAGGGAAGUCGGCCACAAGAAAAAGAGCAAAAGAAAUGAAAACAACUUGUACAAUUAUUAUUUAUAACAAAAAUGUGUGACUCUAAUCAAAUAUGUUAACCGGUCGGAAUGUGAAAAAGCCCACAGUGGCCACCAAAUAACAAUAUCACAUAAAAACAGUCGGCGCAGCAUCGAUUUUUUCAAAAUACACGCGAUUGAAUCGUUCGUAGUAGCACCUUAAAUCCAAUAUUUGUAAAGCUUUCGCCUUAUCGAUGGCAUAGAAAACCCCUCCUUUUCAAAGAAAACAGAAAAAAAAAAUACAAGAAAUAUAGAUAAAAAUCAUAGCCGAAUGCAUUGGAAAAGGUUUGGUCCAGAUAGCAAUAUACAUAAUAAUGGUCAUCGAUAAUUUGUAUUUCCAAGGAAAAGGAACUGAAGUGUAAUCCACUGGAAGCUUUACGUAGCAAAAGAAAUGGACACAUCAAAUGCCAGCGCUAAAUCAAAGACGUCUGCGUCGGGCAGCAGUAGUAUUAAUGGUAUAGGAUCCCAAAUUAAGCAUAUAUCAUCGUCGCAGGACAUCGGAUCCUCCGUUCCCGCUGUCCCAGUCCAGGAUGAGAAGAGCGAGUCACACUCCCACUCACAUUCACACUCCAGCUCACAGUCGUCCCAGUCGCAGUCACAGCCACAGUCCACAGUGCUCACGGUAGUGGGUCAGAGUAUAUCCAAGAGUUCGACCGGCGCCCUGGCGGUACUGCAUCUUCCUCCGCCGACGGCGACCGCCUUAGUUCAAGCAAGUGCCAAUAUAGCCGAUCUGGGCUCCAUGCCGCGUGCACGGCCAUCGUUUGUAUCUAACACCUCCUCAACGACGACGACGACGACGGCGACGUCGGCAUCGGAUGGCGGCAAACCCAUGGCCGUUGCAGCGAUUCCACCGGCAUCACCCGUCUCCACAUCGGAGCCCACCUGUCUACCUGUUUCGGCGGUAUCGAUGGCUCCCAGUGUCUGUGACUUUGACUCCGACACGGAACUCUCGAUUGUGGCAGCCGCAGCGGCCGUCUCUGCCUCAGCCGGCAUAGAUUCGCGAUCCCCGACGUCUCCUUCGACUGCGGCGGCAUCCACGAUAAUGCCCCAGCUGAAUUCCAGUGCGGGUGGAGGAGGAGGAGGAGGAGGCAAUGCUAACACAGCCGGGAUUCAGACUGGCUUCGGAGCGGGAUCAGGAGCGGUGGCUGCGGGGAACACCAAUGGCCACAGCACCACCUCCAGCAGCAGCACUCACCUGAGUCUGAAUGCCAAGCAACAGCGCCAGCAGAAACGCCGGAGGGAACGUGCCCAGCGUUUGCAAGCGGAACGCGACAGUCGUUGCAAUGCCAGCUCGCUGAGUGGCACCUUCAUAGCCGGAUCCUCUGUGGGGGUCGGCAGUGCCAUGAGUGCGGCCAACGGGGGCCAGGGAGGUGGCCUCAUCACGCCCAACAGCGGCGUCGGUGGCGGAUCAUCGGCGGUUGCAAUGGGCAACGGAUCGGCGGCGGCAGGACCCGGCAACAAUGGCAUGAUCUAUCACAUCAACAGCGCUGGCAGCAUGGGCGAGGAUAGCAACAACUCAAAUGGAAACUUCACCAGCAGCAGCAAUGGCAGCAAUAAUCUGCUGCCGCCCACAGAUAGUAUUGCAUCGUUACUCCUAAAUCCACCACAUUCCCCCGAGUGCAACUCGGGACUGAUGGCCACGCCUAGUGAUAGCGAGGGUGAGUCGCUGGAUGAGGAUCUGCUAUCGACCUCGUCCUCGUCGACACUGCUCUUGCCACGGGACAAGCCACCGCCUCGACCACCACCUCCGGUUCGAAGAAAGCUGCCACGAUCUCCGGUGCUCGAGGAGGAAAUCAUCGAUGGAUUCGCUAUACUGGAGUUUAAGACAUACGAGGAUCUUGAGUUUGCCAUCAAAUUGGGACAGAAGCGGAAGGAGAAGCGACUUUCCGCACUGGACGAGCUAACUUGUACCUACAGUAUAGAGGAAAUGAAAAUCCCAAAGGUUAUAGAUACUGGUCAAUCGCAACCGUUGCGUGUCACCAGCCUGUCCACUUUGACCGUUAACAAUAACAACCUGAAGGAGAACCCGCAGCCAACCCUUCAUCGUGGGGGCAAUGUCAUCAGCAACAAUAAUAACAAUAACAGCAGCAACAACAACAACAGUAUCACCAGCAAUGGCCCCAAUGCGAACAGCAAUAGCAGCAGUUUAUCCAACGUGGUCUACCUGCUGCCAUCUGUGAACAUGGGCAGUGUUCUGGAGACGGAAACCGAGCCCAGAGAUCAUUGGCGAUCCGAGUAUGGGCAGCAGCAAGACCAAUUGCAAUCGGACAAUAGCGCAAACAUUAAGAGUAAUAAUAUUAGUGAUGAUAAUCAAAUUAACAAUAGUAGCCACCAAAUAAACCACACCAACAACCAAUCGACCAAGCAACAGCAGGCGGAUGGUGGUUGCAAUGCGGCGAAAAUGCAAGUGAACAGUGCUACUAGUACUAGAUUUUUGGAGAACGACAACGAUUCACUUAUGUUGGAUAUCAGCCUGCCAUCGCUGGGCGUUGGUGGCGCCGUAUCGCAUAGUCAUGACCAUAUUGACGUUGGUGUAAUUCACGCCAGUUGUACUGGCAGCAGCGACACCAAAAAAUCUCACAAUUCCCCCGCCACGAGUAACACUAUUGACCAAUUGCAUGUGACAAAACCGCUGCCCUCGCACCAGCUCAAUAAUCUAAUAUCAAGUGAUCUUAAUGCCGCUGCAAACGCAAACAGCAAUCACCUGGGUGUCUGCAAACUGGGCUCGCAAUCAGCACAGGUCCCAAAGUCGAUUGGUUUGGAGAACAUUGAAACCGUGACGACAUCUGCGGCCUGCCGCUCUCUGGAGAUCCAGGAGUUAGCCAAUGCUUCAGCGCAAUCCUUUGGGGCCAGCAGCAGCAGCAUAAAGAAAGAAAUCGAGCAAAGUGAUCUUUUGAAUGAUGCUUCAACCAAUUGUAGCAGCAACAGCAAAGGAAAUAAUAUCUGUGAUAAUGUCAGCAAUGAUAAAAAGAAUUCUGAACAAAUAUUUGAUAUUGACAACCCCACAACGCCCAUGAACGUUUCAAAUGCUUCUUCGUGUCAGGAUCGAGCGACUUCCCGCAAGUUAUCCGACCUGCCACACCUCAAGAAAAAGAGUGCGGCGUGCGGAGAUAGGGAUAAUGGCGCAUUUGCCGGAGUACCUUUUGCGCCGUCGAUGGGCACAGUGUCUGCGGGAAUUCCGGAGAGCGAUCCAAGUAAAGCUUUAAACAUUAAGAGUGCAUCGGAGAGUGCGCAGGCCAAGGUGAUCCAUGCUGGUGCUCCGGUUCCACCACCUGCGGCCAGCGUGGGCGAUCCUGGGAAUAGAGAGCUGGGUGUGCUGCAGAAAUCCUCGCCCGAUAAGGCGCUCUAUCCCAGCUUGUGUGCUCCGCCAUCGGUUUCGUCAGUGCAAUUUCCCAACGUUGGAAUAUCAGCUGGAAAUGAGAAAAUUGCGUCAACAGUUGCAUCUGACAUCGAUCAAAAGAUUAUUUUCAACAGCAAGGCAACUGUUUCAAACGGAUUGCCAUCGGGGGUGCAACGGUCAAUUGUUCCAUUACUAUCUUCUGCGCCAUCGCCGGCUGCAGUUACACUAAGCAGUCCAUUCAGCGCACACAUUGCAGCACCGAAUGCUGCCGGAUUAUCAAUACUAAGUUCGGCAUCGAGUGUGAUUCUAGCCAACAGCAGUAUAAAAUCAAACGAUAGCUUUACACGUGGUAACGGCAACAGCAACAGCAACAAUGGAAGUUCCAAUGGCCAGGGACAAUUGCCGUCGGUGGGAUUGUCGAGCACUUCAGAGAUUGCGAAAAGUAAUUCGGUACCAACGUCCUCACCUCCCAAUCCCAUAGUCAAUGGCUUCCUUAGUGUUUAUCCGCCGCCUGCUACCAUUGCAACGUCGUCCGUAACAACAAGUGCGUUGCCACGCGUCUCGCCCAGCGCAGCCAAUAAAUUAGUGCCACCGGUCUCCACAUCCAUCUCGAUAAACACAAACUAUGUUGGAAUUCCUGGUGGAACGACGGCAACUUCCGGUAUGGGUAAGGUGGUUUUUGGCGCUGGCGGCAAUGCCAUUGUGGGCACAGGCUCUCCACUGCUUUUUCCUGGAGCACCGCCCGCUCCCAUUUCUCAUGUGGCCACUGGCGUGCCCAUGAUCAUCCAGGCCCCGCCAUACCGAGCUCCAUAUACGAAUUACCCCCUCUACACUCCAUAUAGCGGCCUUACACACGGGUCGUACCUGCCUCCAGUAUUGCCGGUUGCCCCGUCCAACCUACCGCCCACACAACAUCGCAGCUCGGAUAGUCGCAACAGUCGAGAAUCGCCAGCAUCCUUGAAGUCAACACCAUCCAAUAUUGGAAUAAGUGUCUCCAUGGCACCGACCCUGCGAUCCAUCACGCCACUUAAUAAUAGCAGUGCAAUUUCUAGCGGCGCAUCGCAGCCCGUUGUGUCGGUGGUACCUACGGCGAACUCGACUGCCAUUUCGUUGAGCAAUCCACAUAUAUCUCAUUCCCAUCAUGUGCCUGUCUACGCUUCAGGUGCAUUCUCCUCUGCGGCAGCUGGGACGAGCACUCCGAACUCUGGACUCUCUACACUGGCGGUUACCUCGCUGUCAACCUCGGCUGCUCCCCAACCGCAUUUCCCCCAGUCAACGCAGAUGCUCUCGCAGAGCGGUAACUUCUCGUCUGUGUCCCAUUUGCUGACCACGCACCCAAUGUCAUCGCAGAAUCAGCCAUUGGUUCGCUGCGGAAGUACACUAUACUCAUCUGCUUCUGCAUCUGCAUCUGCGCCCCCAUCUGCUGCUGCCUCCAACUUUACACCCUCGGUUCUUGCUGUGCAAAGUUUGACGACAGCGGUCACGUCGAGCUCGUCAUCUCCAUCUACAUUAUCAUCAUCUGUGAUCCAGAAGGUUAUUUCCCCCAAAGGAGAGAGUCCUUGCAAUAAAGAUCGGGAUUCCAGUUACAGUACAAAUAUCAGGUCGCAUGGUGCGUCAACAAUGUUGCCUGGCGCAUCCCAAGGCAUUGGCCUGGGAUCGUCAUUUUGUGGUAUCGCCCCAGGUCAAUAUGGAGGUACAGGUACCCCAGUAUUGUCGUCAAGUUCUUCAAUGCCGCCAGGACUGGGAAAUCUCUCCUCAUACUCAUCAAAGGCAGCACUGUGGUUGAACUCUCCUGCCAACGCAGUGGUGACGACAUGUGCUCCCUCCACGCCCAUAGUAUCGAGUGGAAGUGCCCGUCCGACUCCUCCGCUCUCCAACUGCACAAGCAUGGGAAUUGGCAUGGUGAAUGCGGCAUCGACAGCGAGAAGUUCUUGCAAUGCCAUAUCACCAUUAUCCAUCCCUGCAACCGCUGGUAUUCACGUGUCUGCAACAAAUCCCUCUUUUCAGUCUUCGUCAUCAUACUUCCCAACACCUUUAGCGCCGCCACCAUCCUCCCCAUCGCCAGCUACUUCUUCCGCGGCCAUCAUCAGCUCCUCAGCUACGCAAUUUCCAACAGUGUCGCAUUCGAUGAGCAGUAUUGUGACGACGGCAGGAGCCACUACGACCACGGCCUCAUCUAUAACGCAGCCCACGGUUGCGGCUAUAUCAAACCCAGUAACAAACACGCCGCAUCCCUUUUCUGCAGAAUCGCUUUUUCAGCCAAGUAAAAAUGAUCAAGCUGAUUUGCUGCGGCGCGAGCUAGAUAGUCGAUUUCUGGAUAGAUCUGGCUUGGCUGUUACCCCCACACCGCCAUCAUCAACAUAUUUACGAACUGAUCUCCAGCAUCAACAGCACCCACAUCUGCAUCAGCAUCCGCAGUUGCUUCCACCAGUAUCGGCUUCAUCAACUCCCCUAACUGCUGUGCAACCGAGUGCUGGACAAAUUUUUCCCCCGCCACUAUUCAAAGAUAUUUCUAAAAUCUCGUCCGUCGAUCCUCAGUUCUAUCGCACUGGCAUGGGAUUGCCGCCAGGAGGCUACACUGGAUACACCUCAACAGGCCUUUUACACAGUGGCCUCGGGGGCCCGACGCCGUUCAUGCCCCCCAACCACUUAACAUCCUUUGCUCCAAAGAAAACUGGUCGUUGGAAUGCCAUGCACGUUCGUAUUGCGUGGGAAAUCUACUACCACCAAAACAAGCAAAGCCCGGAGAAGCCAGGAUUUCCUACGGCGUCAUCGAACGCAGGAUCGAUUAAUGCACCGAUUCCUCCUGGUAACAUGAUCAGUGGAGGUGGUGGUGGUAUGGCCAGCGGAGCCAGCACUCCAGUGAACAAUGUGGCAGCUAUUCCGGCGAUCGGAGGUGGCGUCCUUGUGUCCAAUGGUCCAGCCUCAGUGCUUGGCAUGAAGACGACUCCAACUCUUGGCAUGAGUACGACGCCACAGCAUAUUCUGCAUCGUGCGAGUGAAAUGCCGCCAUCAGCAGCAUUUCCAGGUGGUCUGCCGGGUCGCUUAGCUUUUGAAACUUCUCCCCUGGCUGCGAGUUUCAUUGGAGCGCCUCCUAGUCAUAUUGGAACCGCAGUGUCUCCAUUUGGACGCUAUGUGACACCGUUUGGAUUCACAGGGCUAACGCAUUUCGGUGGCCACUUGGACUCGUGGAGAACAAAUGCCAUGCAACGGAGUGUCGCUUAUCAUCCUUCCUCCGCCGCGGCGUCCCCCAACUGGCCGGUGAAGUCCGAUCCUGGUCUGGACAAUGCACGCCGCGAGGCGGAGGAACGUGAGCGGGAACUGCGGGAUCGUGAGCAGCGGGAGCGGGACCGUCAGCGGCGCGAACGCGAGGAGCGGGAAAGGAAGGAGAAGGAGGAGAAACUGAAACGCGAACAACAGGAACGGGAGCGGGAACGAGAACGUGAUCGAAAGGAGCGGGAGCGCGAGCGAAGGGAAAUCGAGCGCCGGGAAAUGGAGCGCGAGCGGAUGUUGCAACAGCAGCGGAUAAACGAGAGCAACAAACAGGCAGCAGUCCAAGCUGCGGCUGCUGCGUCGGCGCCCGUUCGUGACCGUUCUCCACAUCGAAACGUGGGCGAGCUUAACACGGAGAUUCGAAUCAAGGAGGAGCAUCCGCGCACAAAGGACGAGCAGGAUGUAAUGCUAUUGCGAGCUUCAGCCGCGGCAGUCGGCGUUGGUGAUCCGCGCUACCAUUCCUCCUCUCUGGCCGCUGCACAAGCAAACGCAGCUGCGGCAGCGGCACACCAUCAUCAUGCCAACUUUAUGGCAGCCAGUCGACAUGGAUUGCCACCUCCACCCUCACACCUGACGCGUACCAUGAUGCCGCCCACACUGAGUGUCGGUGGGCCCAUCACGCACUUCGGUGCACCAGCGCCUCCUGGUUGGGGAAUAGAUCCGUAUCGCGAUCCCUAUCCCAUUCUCCGCUACAACCCCAUCAUGGAGGCUGCCCUGCGUCACGAGGCCGAGGAAAGGCAAAAGGCGAUAAAUAUCUAUGCAGCACAAUCGGCAGCUCAUUUGCGCAGCAAGGAGCCAAGUCCCAUUCCGCCUUCAGUUGGCUCCUUGGGGCCUCCGCCGCCGCAUCACCGGUUACAGAUAGUGUCAUCGGGAGUGCAGCAGCCCGGACCGCCAAAUCAGCAGCAACAGCAGCAGAUGUCUAGUGGCGGGAUGGUAAAGAACUCAGGGCCUCCGGCACCAGGAAGCAUUCCAGUUCAGCACAUGAUUAGCGUCGAUUCGAUGGGCCAGCAGUCUGUCACCGCCAAGAAGGAGGCGGACCACACGAUGGGCAUUGUGUCGAAUGCUGGUGUUGGCCUAAGUUCAGUACCUGGUGGUGUAAUCGGAAUAUCUCCAGUGUCAUCAGUGGCGCCAAGUCGAUGAUAGGCAAAACGUUACUAACACAAUUCUAGAAGCGAAUAAGACAAAGAAAUUUUCAAAAUUUCGAUCACCUCCACCAAAAUGUCAUGAAACGCAGAGUCCCAUCCUAAUUACCUCCUCCCAGCAUCAUUUUGAGCCUGAGAGAACACCAAUAAAUGAAGCGCAACGCUUUUGUAAACUAUAAUUCUUGAAAACACACAUUAAUUUGUAGCGUGAGGAGAUCGAUGAAGAUGUAGAUGCAGAUGCAAAUGCAGAUGUUUGUGGCAAACAAAAAUCAAAUUAAAAGAGGUUAAGACUUCCUUAUACUUCAGACCUAGCAUUCAACCUAAGCACUGAGUCCCACAUUGGCAAAAUACUUUCCUCGAUCUUAAUAUGGUCGCGCGUUGAAACGUCACAUAAGUAAUACGAACUUUACUUAUUUUUAAUAAAUACAAAUUACAAGCAUAAAUGUAACUUUAGGUUCGCGUAUUUAGUUUAAGUCUAUUUGUAUUAUUUGUAUAAUAUAAGCUUAAGAAAACAGCCAAGAGACAUGUUGAGCAAGAAACUAAUUAUAAUUUGAUUGUACAUAUACACAUAUACAAAGAACUCUCAUAGUUAUAUGACAUCAACAUGCAGCCUAUGGAAUCCAAACUAUCAUGCACAUGAUACAUAACUCUAUGUAUAUCAGUGACAGCUUCAUUCCCUUUGUGCAUUACGUGUUUAAGGACUAAUUAUCAUAUAUGCAAUUUAUGUAAAAAUUGAUAAAACUAAAAAUAGAAUCAUUACAAAGAAACAA
Drosophila santomea is the source of this 8618-nucleotide messenger RNA. RefSeq names its product mucin-19 (gene tay). Lineage: Eukaryota; Metazoa; Arthropoda; Insecta; Diptera; Drosophilidae. The transcript is spliced from 13 exons. The coding region runs from base 485 to 7846 and encodes 2453 amino acids. The record is from RefSeq and is a predicted model, not a curated record.